AUGCACGCGGAAGCUUCUGACGAGUACAUCUCAUCAUCAAUGGAGAUCAAUCAGCAUGAAGAGGACGGAAAACUACCAUCGUGAAGAAUUCACACACAUCAUCGUCGGAGCAGGAUCUGCAGGAUGUGUUCUGGCAAACCGCCUCUCUGCCCGACCUAGCAACAAUGUUCUACUCCUCGAGGCGGGAAUCGAAGGAACUUCUUUGAGAAAUAGGAUUCCAGCUGCUUUCCGUUACAAUCGAAGUGACAUGACCUCUAAUUGGUAUUACCACACCAUCCCUCAGAAGUAUAUGAACAACAGAGAAGUAUAUUGGCCUAGGGGUAAAGUUCUUGGUGGCUCUUCAGUUCUUAACUCAAUGGUCUAUACCAGGGGUCAUGCUGACGAUUACGACCGAUGGGAACGAGAGGGUGCCAUAGGCUGGUCAUAUUCAGAUUGUCUACCAUAUUUCAAACGAUCACAGUGGCAUGAACUUGGUGAAGAUGACUAUCGUGGAGGUGAUGGUCCUCUUCAUGUAUCUAGAGGUAAAUCAAAGAGUGCAAUUUUCGAUGCAUUUAUCAGAGCAGGAGAAGAAUGCGGAUAUCCAUUUACUUCCGACAUGAAUGGAUAUCAACAGGAGGGUUUUGGAUAUGUUGAUAUGACAGUGCACAAGGGGAUUCGAUGGGAUGCUGCAAGUGCAUACCUUCGAUCUGGGGACGUCCUGAAGAGAAAUAAUCUUACCAUUAUCUCAAACUCAUUCGCUGAUCGAAUUCUGUUUCAAGGAACAAAGGCAGUUGGCAUUGAGUACACCCAGAAUAAUACUAAGGAAGUCGCAGUGGCGACACAUGAUGUGAUUUUAUCUGGAGGGUCAAUCAAUUCCCCGCAGUUGCUUAUGCUCUCUGGCAUUGGCAAUGCAGAUGAGCUGAAGCUACUGGGCAUCACUGUGGUCAGUCAUCUUCCUGGAGUGGGACAAAAUCUUCAGGAUCAUCUGCAGGUCGUCUUAAAUUAUGGUACAGGAAAAACAAAUUCGUUUUCUCAUCUUCCUACUAAGAUAGCCGAUAGUCUGGAGUGGUUGAUGUUUGGGACAGGUCCUACCGCUACGACCAACCUUGAAGCUGGUGCUUUUCUCAGAAGUCACUCUUUGACGAAUCACCCUAAUAUUCAAUUUCUUUUGGAAGGAUCGGGGAGAAGAGAGAGUGGGUUUAAUAUCCAUGUGAAUACCCUGAGAGAAACCAGUCGAGGAUACAUCAAGCUCAGGUCUUCUCAUCCUAAGGACCACCCUAUUAUUGACCCAAACUAUCUUCACACAGAUACUGACCGCAGAGACCUACGUCAAGCUAUCAAAAUCGCGCAAGAUGUCGUUUCCCAGAAAGCCUUUGACGAAUUCCGGGCAAGUGUAAUGCAAGAGAUAUCAUCUGCCAAGAGUGAUGAUGAACUCGAUGCUUUUAUCCGUGCCAAUGCAACCACAAAUUAUCAUCCAUCGUGUACCUGCAAAAUGGGUUCUGAAGAUGAUCCUAUGGCUGUUGUUGAUAGCAAAACCCGUGUCUUUGGCUUAGAGAAUAUUAGAGUUGUAGACGCGUCCAUUAUGCCUAGUAACUUGAGUGGAAAUCUGAAUGCCCCUGUUAUAAUGAUUGCAGAGAAGGUAGCUGACAUCAUUCUUGGAAAUACUCCUCUUAAAAGGUCGAAUGUUCCUGUCUGGAGACCUUCCCUAUAGAGAAAUGACAUACCGGAUCAAUGAACUAUUACCUACCAUUUUAUCUACUUUAAACAUUUUUCAGCCCAAAACCUUUCAACCGAUCAACUUCAAAAAAUGAAAAACUGUUCUAACAUGUCUAAGUCGAAGGGUAUACUUUUUUGCAAAUGAUGUGCAUUGAAUAUAUUAUUUCAUCUAUUUUUAUUUUAGUCAGUAAAGAUAGUCUGAAGGCGGCAUUAGGAACCAUUAUUGGAUGACCUACAACGAUAGAGGAUGUACAGAAAAUCAUGUGUUUACGUAUUUACCUGGAGAUUGCAAAUCAGAACCUGGAUAAAAAAAAAUAAGGGUUUCACAGAGAAGGCCCAACUCAAAGAAAGAAAGGGAGUGAAGCGACAGAUCUUGUCAUGGAGUGCUUUUGCAUUUUCUAAAGUAAAACUAAAAGAAUUCGAGCACAUAUUGUCAUUAAAUUUUCAUUAAGAAAGAUAAAUUUUAAAAAAUGUCUGGGGCAGCAACCCCGAUUCCUCCCCACUGUGUACUGUGUAACUAAUGAGAGUUUCUUGACUGUUUAAUAAUAGUUUUUUUAUAGCGCAUAUCAAAGCCCAUGGGCGUCUAUAUGCGAUUAAAAGAAAGGGAGAUGAUUAAAGCUGUUAUGUAGACUGUCUCAAUAAUAAAGCGCAAAUAAAUAAGUUUUGAGGCGAAUUUUUAAUGCAGAGCAUGUAGAUGAUUCCUUGAUGAAAGAAGUGAUCGUAUUGGGGCAGCACUGGUUGUCUUGUUGAUAUUCCAAGAUAAUUAAUAGUUGACCACAUUGGAGCACUAACCCGACAAUGAAUAUUGUUGAACACGCCCCUUUCAUACUGAAUUCUUUUUUUUGAUGCAUCCUGAGUAAUUGGGACUGCAGCUGUAUAAGGAAUCCCAUCAGAGUUAGAAGUAUUCUGAUGAAGAGAAAGCCCCUGGUUCUUCUGAAUAUCGCCCGAAAGUACAAUGUUGAAAGUUGAAAUCAGUGUUACUAUAAUAGGGUACUUUUACCAAUGAACUUUGCCCAGACAAAGGGACACUUAAGAUGCCAUUCCUGGGAUUUAAAAGACCAAAGUCUCAAAAGACCACUUUCUUUGUCAAACUUGUUAGUUACUAAGAAUUGCCAACAUCAUAAAAAAGGAUCAACUAAAUCAUUGUUCCUCCUUUUGUUGUCCAAAACGACAAAGGGCACUUGUGUUUAGUAUUAUAGAACAUGGCAAUGUAGAGGCUGUGGUCUACUUCAAGAAGCAGAUUGAAUCCAAAAUAAACUUCCAUAAAAUGCAAAAACCUGAGUCGGAGAUAUGAUUACAAAUUU
Lytechinus variegatus (green sea urchin) is the source of this 2999-nucleotide messenger RNA. Its product is annotated as choline dehydrogenase, mitochondrial-like. The record is from RefSeq and is a predicted model, not a curated record. The transcript has a single exon. The coding region runs from base 56 to 1690 and encodes 544 amino acids. Gene Ontology annotation, molecular function: choline dehydrogenase activity; flavin adenine dinucleotide binding. NCBI's taxonomy places the organism in Eukaryota, Metazoa, Echinodermata, Echinoidea, Temnopleuroida, Toxopneustidae. Gene Ontology annotation, cellular component: mitochondrial inner membrane.